GAAGUGUAUAUAAGAAUCGUAGCUGCAGUUUUUUCCUAACACAAGAAAAAAAAGCAAUCCCAGCAACUGAAAGGUUUAAAUCUGACCUCUUGGAGGUAUUAACUCUAGAUCAAACUUGUAAGAGCUAUUAAAAUGUAGUAAAAAAGCCAUGGGAAUUUAAGAUAAUACAAAAUGCGUUUUGCCAAAGCUAGAUCAAGCCUGAGGGAAAGAAGACCUUAUGCUGGGGUGCGCUUGGUGGUUCUGCUUAGAUUCCUCCGUGUGGGGAAGUGACAUGGCUCUGUAGACAGAUCUAACAUGCAGUUUAGCAGCCAAAUUCUAUCACAGCUCUUCUGAAACAUACCUGAAAACAAUAUAUCUGAAUUUCAAAUCCAAGAUGGCUCAGAAGAGGAGCUCAAGUGGGCGGUCAUUCCCAUUGCUGCUGCUGCUGAUUGCUGUGGCCUUUGUUCAUUUAACUGUCUGUCCUUUUACAAAAGUGGAGGAGAGCUUUAACCUACAAGCUAUCCAUGAUGUGGUGUACCACCAGCUGAACUUGGAUAAGUAUGACCAUCAUGAAUUUCCUGGAGUUGUCCCAAGAACGUUCCUUGGACCAAUUUUUAUUGCUGCUCUUUCCAGCCCGGCUAUCUACAUACUUUCUGUGCUAAGAAUGUCCAAGUUUUAUUCCCAGCUGAUAGUCCGAGGAAGUUUGGGGCUCAGUGUGAUUUACACCUUAUGGAAGCUGCAGAAAGAAGUUAGAAAACAGUUUGGAGCAACUACAGCAUCAAUCUUCUGUCUCAUCACUGUUACUCAGUUUCAUUUGAUGUUUUACUGUACAAGAACCCUCCCUAACGUGUUUGCACUUCCAUUUGUGCUCCUGGCAUUGACAUUUUGGAUACAGCAAAAGCAAAGGCCAUUCAUUUGGUUCUCAGCUUUGGCGAUUAUAGUCUUCAGAUCAGAGCUCUGCAUAUUCUUAGGCCUCAUGCUCCUGGUGACGUUAUUAACUAAAAGAAUCUCCAUUUUCAAGGUGCUUUCCCAAGCUGUUCCUGCUGGAAUGUUUUGGUUGGGGCUAACAGUUGCUGUGGAUUCGCUAUUUUGGAGGCAGCUUGUGUGGCCUGAGGGGAAAGUGCUCUGGUAUAACACAGUUUUAAAUAAAAGUUCCAACUGGGGAACUUCUCCCUUCUUGUGGUAUUUCUAUUCAGCCCUGCCUCGUGCUUUGGGAUGCAGCAUAAUAUUUGUACCUUUAGGGGUAACAGAAAAGAGAACUCGGAUUUUACUUCUGCCAGCAGUGGGCUUUAUUUUCUUGUAUUCGUUUCUCCCACACAAAGAGCUGCGUUUCAUCAUCUAUACUUUCCCUGUUUUCAACAUAGUGGCUGCUAAAAUGUGCUCACGAAUUCUGAAUAACUACCGGAGAUCCUGGCUGUACAAACUUGGAUCGUUCUUUAUUAUAAUGCAUCUUCUACUUAAUGCUGCUUAUUCAGGAACGUCUUUAUAUGUUUCACAUUUCAAUUAUCCUGGAGGAGUGGCAAUUCAGAAGUUGCAUGAGUUGGUACCUUCAACAGCAGAUGUCUCUGUUCAUAUUGAUGUGGCUGCAGCGCAAACGGGAGUUUCUCGGUUUCUAGAAAUCAAUUCUGAUUGGAGGUAUGACAAAAGAGAAGAUGUUAAACCAGGAGACCAGUUGAUGUUUUCUUACACACAUAUACUGAUGGAAACAAAUCCUCUCCAAAUAUCACAUUACAAGACAACCCACAGGCCACUGGCAAAUAUACCCGGCAUCAGUAAAAUUGGGUUGAACCUUACUGCACUACCUCCUUUUACUUUAAACUUGAAACCAAAAUUAGUACUGUUGGAAAGACUUCCUCUAUCAUCUUGACUGUGAAUUUUCAAUUAUGUAUCAGGGGAACUGAUCAGGUGGGGUGGAGCCUGCUCCCUCAAGGGUGGCUGUUGUUGCCCAGGCUUCCUUGGUCUGAGCAGAUCUGGCAAAGGCAACCUGCAGAACUUGUUGGUCCAGUCUCUGGCUGCUCUUGAAAUUUGAAUCAUUCAAGUAUUAUCUAUUUGACUUGUCUUUGGAAGAAAACCUAGCUUCCUCCAGAGCCAGUUUGAACAUCAAACAAUUCAGAAGAGACAGAAGGAAGUACAUGUGCAAACAGCUGCAAAUUUGGAACCACACAAAGGAAAACUUUUGUUUGAGGAUGUAGGUAAGCCUUCAUGUUGAGGGUAAUCAUUGACUUCAUGUAACUCCCCCACACUGGAAUCCACAACUCAAGAACCCAAACUAAAAUUUAUCCUGCCUGCCCAGGUGUAUACAAAUAUCUGUGUGGUUGCUCCAGCUUUCCAAAUCCUCGGUUGUCAGAAUCCCUCUGCAGGAACUUGCUUCUAUCACCUGCAGAGAAAACCUAGGGCUACUGUGCUUGCAGAAUAGGCAUCUCAAGCUACCGUCUGAAGUGGCACUAAAUAUGUACACAAGGCAUUUGAAGAGUUUAAUCUUGCUGAAUUUCCUACUCACAUCAUAUAGAGUCCUUUCACAGACUUACUCUGGUGUGUAGGUGCUACCUGUGGCACUUCAACCAGUGAUGGUGUUCAGCUGUGGAGCUCAGGUGUACUACUUUUCACAGCCUUAUCACCCAUGGAAAUAGAAACAAUCAGCUCAAACUGGCCUUCUACUCUAUUUGUUUGGGGUAGAAAAUGAUAAAACACAUUCAAGGAGACAGGAAAAAGAUACUGGAUUGCAGUUUUGAAGAGUGUGUGAAGUUUAUUUGUGUCCUGUUACAUCUUGUCCAUAUGUGGUUAUUGAAAGUGCUUAGCUUGAAAAUCUGCAACUUUGGUUUUGUAGCUAAAUGGGCUAGAUUGUGACCCAGGCAGUACCUGUGCCUGUAAGACCUCUGUCACAGCAUGUAUCAGGCCAGAUAAUGGGAAAAGGUUCUUCACCCAAAGGGUGGCUGGGCACUGGAACAGGCUUCCCAAGGAAAGUGGUCACAGCACCAAGCCUGACAGAGUUUAAGAAGUGUUUGGACAACACUCUCAUGCACAUGGCAUGACUCUUAGACAUGUCCUGUGCAGGACCAGGAGUCGAACUUUGAUGAUCCUUGUGUGUCCUUUCCAACUCGUAUUCCUUUCUAGCUAUGAUUCUAUGGGUAACUGCCUCAGACACAGGCCAUGAAUAUUAUGGUGGCCCUCACUUGGAGUAAGCAGGGGCAGCUAGUGAACUGGGAUGAAGAUUACUGCAGUAUUUCCCUAAGGGCUGCUUGAAUAAAACAAGCAGUCCUUGGAAUAGAAACUAAAGCCAUCUCUCCUUAAAUUAAUUUUCUCAUCUCCAAGUCCUGUGUUGCCUUUCUUUAGCUCCACAAGAACAAUAGAGCUUAUUUUCUCCUUUAAUAUAAAUUAAUAUUCAGUGUACUUGCAUGGAAGAAAAAAGUGAGUUUAAGUUCCCUUAAAUACAAGAAGGCAUUUAAGGAUGUCUCCUGCUUCUUCUGCAAACUUGAAGUGGGGUAGUACAAGUUCUUCUGCAUUUGGGGGACAUAGGAGGAAGCGUCAGGUUAGAGAAUUAAUAGAGCAGGUAGGAGGACAGUGACUGAAGACUUAGAAUUUUUGAAGGGACUUUCAAGUAAGAAGUUUCUCAUGCCUGUUUGAGUUCUUGAAAGAAAAAUACCUUUUGACUUGACUGAUUACAAUAAAGUUCAGCUUUUCUUAACAAAAACAGAAAUAAGGUGAGCAUAUUGCAUUAACUGAAGGUUGAAUUAACCUGAAUAAAGCAAAAAGACAGAUAGUACAGUUAAUCUAUAAUGCUGAUAUGGAAUGAGAUUUAUUUUAGGGUGUCUUGUUUAAACUCCUCAAGGGUCAAAUGUUGUGUAGCACCAUACAUUGCUCUUUCAAGUUUGACUUAAUUUCUUGGAAGCAAUGCUUGUUCCUGUAAAAAGUCCGACAGAUUAUUUGGACAAAAAUACAUCACCAUGCCAUUUCACAUGAAGAAGGUGAAUAAUCAGUCUUACAGCCUGAGAUGUAGGACAUUUUUGUUAUAAAACUAAAUAAAAAAAUGUUGUGGGACUUGCCAGUAGAGGACAUUUCUGGAAGCUGAAAGUAAAAGCUGCUUCAAAAUAGAGGUAAACAGGUGACUCUUGCAUCAAGAACUAAAGAUCAAGGAACAACUUCCAGUUCCUACAGUCUCUAACAUCAAGAGCUCAAAAAACUCAAACUAUAUUGAUCUUAUACCUGCCCUAGGUACUUGCUAUGAGUCUCCUCUCUCAGGCUAAAUUGAGGUGAGGAGACUGGUUGUAUUGGAUCUGACAUCAAAUACAUUCAUCUGCUACCACUGAGGAAUAAAACAGAGCACAUCUCAGGUUCUAUCCUUGUUUAUCCCUCAGAACACAACCUCAAUGCAAUCUGUUUGUGCAAUGCAUUCUGAAACACUGAGCAUGCUCCUUUUUCUUGCUCCCUGGCCAUUUCACACAUCCCCUUAGUGAGAGGUUACACAUUCAGAACAAAGCUUGAGAUUGUGCUGCUGCUCCUGCAGUUACAGUUGUUCCAGGACCAUUCUUAUUUUCCUGAAUACUUCUAGUUCUUCUAAUGUUAAGGAACUUGAAAAUGGAUACGAGUUCUUAGCAUUGGUUUGCUGUGUCAAUUUCAAUGUGAGAGAGAGUGUUUCCUUUGCAUCUGACAGUGUUUUUUCAUAAGUUAUACAGAAAUUCCAGAAAUCAUAGCCUAGCGUUGCUUCCCUUUACUACAUGUACUCAGACUUACAUGCUCCCAUUCUAGCACCACCCUCAAAAAGCAUUCCUUCGUAGUAUUCAAAGGCUCCUUCUUGUACGAGUGACUUCACUUUCUGUUUGCAAGAAAAGAAGAAAAAUUUCAUCAAGCUGAGCUUAUCAUUGAUGUGAACAAGAGUGUUUAGCCACAACUAUCUCAGUGAGCUGGUUACAUAAUUAGUCUCAACUAUGCCAAAACUAAUGUUAAGAGGCUGUUAAACAGUGAGACAUUAAAUGUAUCACUACCUGCUUAACAUGUGACACCAAAGAUUAAAAGGGUAUUUGCAAAAAUUCCUUAAGCUAAAUAACAACUCUGCAAAGGUUUUCUUCAUUUCCUAUUUAUGUAUGCAGGGUUUCAAAGUAUAACUGGUCCAUUUUGUAUGCAGCUACUUAUUUUAGAUCAGCUCUUUAGAUAACCAUGAGCAACUAUGACUACAUUUUGGUUGCUCAUUUCAGAUCUUUAUGACAGAGAGGGCAGCCAAUCUUUCCUCUCAAAUUCUACAUCUUACUGUCAUGGUCAGUCUUAUUUCAGCUACAGCUGCCCUUGGUUCUGUACCAAGGCUUCAUCUGUCAGUUUGUGCCAAGUAUAAGGUAGAAAUGCUGCCUGAAAUGGAGUCCACCUUUUCUUUAAAACUGCCAAUUUAGGAAGCUGGAAGAAGGCAUUGGUUCAUAGAUUAAAUAAAGGAGUCAGGGACAGCUUAAGCAAAGAUCCAGUCCUUAGAACCCAAGUUGAUACCUGAGUCAGGGACAUCACUGUGGUUACUAUUUCUGGUUGGCAUACUCAUUUUAUGAAAUCACUUUUGGGUCAGCUUUGCAAUGAAACCAAGAAAGUAAAGGAUCUCUUUCUUGUUACUAAGAAUAAAGCAAAAGAUUAAUAUGAAAUUAAUCUUUUUUUAAAGAGUAAAAUGCUUAUUUAUAAAAUCUAAACAAUCUAAAACUAGAAAGUGUUAUUUGUUAAUUGUGUAUUUUAUAUAUAUGUGUGUGUGUGUGUGUAUUUAGUUUUCCUGUGUUUGGAGGUAAAGAAAUGAAAUUUUAAUAUGGACAGCUCUGAAUAAUGGCAGGGAAAAAAAAAAAAGCUAC
Onychostruthus taczanowskii (white-rumped snowfinch) is the source of this 5795-nucleotide messenger RNA. It is a transcript of the gene ALG12, whose product is annotated as ALG12 alpha-1,6-mannosyltransferase. NCBI's taxonomy places the organism in Eukaryota, Metazoa, Chordata, Aves, Passeriformes, Passeridae. Gene Ontology annotation, biological process: protein N-linked glycosylation. The record is from RefSeq and is a predicted model, not a curated record. Bases 374 to 1846 code for a protein of 490 amino acids. Gene Ontology annotation, molecular function: alpha-1,6-mannosyltransferase activity. The transcript has 11 exons. Gene Ontology annotation, cellular component: endoplasmic reticulum membrane.